AUGACCGAACCUGUCGAAGCCCGCAACUUCUUCCCCGCUCUCCAGCGGAACGUGACGCCCACUGCUUCCGGCUCGGAAGUGGUCAGCUAUACCUCUGACCUGGGCAACGGCAAUCCCAUCCUGACUCUGAUUCACGGAUAUCCUCAAUCUGCAUUCAUCUGGCGCCACCUCGUCCCCCUCCUCCAGUCCAAAGUCUCCCUCUUCAUCCCCGAACUUCCCGGUUACGGCAUCAGCACGCCCAUCUCCGCCGGCACAGGCGAACACACCAAGCGGGCCGUCGGCCGGGCCUUGCUGGAUGCUCUUGCCCAAGUUUUUGGUACCUCGUCAUCCUCGUCAUCAUCACCCCGAAAGAUCAUCCUAGCCGGCCACGACCGCGGCGCCCGCAUCUGCCACCGUCUCGCCGUCGACGCCACCGCCUCCUCCUCCUCCCCUUCCGACUCCUCAAACAACAACAGCAACUAUUUCACAGACCUCAACCUCUCCGUCACCGGCGUGAUAAUGCUCGACAUCCUCCCCACCAAAUCCCAAUGGGACCAUUUCUCCUCUCCCGCAACUUCCCAAUCCUACUUCCACUGGCCCUUGCUAGCAAACGUCGACCUCGCCGUGCCCAUGAUCCAGUCCUUUGGCGUAGCCAACUGGGUGCGCGGCGCUCACUUGCGGUUAGCCGGCAGCGCGGACGAUUCUCAACUGCGCAUCACAAGUGACGAAGCGAUGGAGGUGCAUGUGCAGCUUUUUGAAAGGGAGAAGGUGGUAAGGUGGACUUGUGAGGAUUAUAAAGCUGGUAGUACAAAAGAGGUGGAGGAGCAGAGGGAGGAUUUGAGGAGGGGGAGGAGGGUGCAGGUGAAGACUUUGGUUAUGUUCUCGAGGGAGAAGUUGGGGCAGGGAGGGGGGUUGGAUGUGGAGGGGGUUUGGAAGGGGACCGUGACGGCCGGGCUAGGAAAGGAGAAGGAGAAGGAUAGGUGGGUUGGGGAAGGGGUGGAAUUGGAGGUUGUGGGUGUUGAAGGCGGGAGAGGGCAUUAUUUGCCGGAGGAGGCAUAUGAUGUUGUGGGCGAGAAGGUGGUUGCGUUUUUGGAGAGGGUUGGGGUGUAG
Molecule: messenger RNA, 1089 nt
Organism: Sordaria macrospora k-hell
Lineage: Eukaryota; Fungi; Ascomycota; Sordariomycetes; Sordariales; Sordariaceae
Molecular function (GO): hydrolase activity
Source: RefSeq, a predicted model, not a curated record